AUGCCGGAAACUCAAAAAAAUGUGUACAGCAUUGUUAGUGGUGAUGAAUCGUGGAUUUACUGUUAUGAACCAGAAAAUAAACGACACUUGGCUGUUUCGGUGUUGCAAGGUGAAGAAAAGCCAACAAAAGUCAUCCAUUCCCGAAGUGUUUUGAAAAAGAUGGUCGCGACAUUUGUGUCAAAAGCGGGUCAUAUUGCAAUAAUUCGUCUAAAUGAGCAAAGAACUAUUACUGCGGAUUGGUAUCCCAUCAUUUGUUUGCCAAAAGUCAUCACCGAGAUUCGAAAAAUCAACCCCGAAGGAAGCAUCAUCCUCCACCAAGACAAUGCAAGCUCGCACACAGCCCAAAAAACAAGGCAUCCCGAUCUAAGUCCUAACGAUUUAUUUACUUUCCCGAAAAUUAGAAACAGACAGCGUGGUCAAAGGUUCCAGUCACCAGAAGAAGCAGUUGACGCAUUCAAAAAUGCCGUUUUGGACCUGCCAGCAAGCGAGUGGAAUAAGUACUUCAAAAAUUGGUUCGAGAGCAUGUAG
Acanthoscelides obtectus is the source of this 528-nucleotide messenger RNA. Lineage: Eukaryota; Metazoa; Arthropoda; Insecta; Coleoptera; Chrysomelidae. The record is from the annotation of a GenBank genome assembly.